Messenger RNA from Setaria italica (foxtail millet), 1159 nucleotides. RefSeq names its product probable glutathione S-transferase GSTU6. Gene Ontology annotation, biological process: glutathione metabolic process. Gene Ontology annotation, molecular function: glutathione transferase activity. Gene Ontology annotation, cellular component: cytoplasm. Bases 143 to 859 code for a protein of 238 amino acids. The transcript is spliced from 2 exons. NCBI's taxonomy places the organism in Eukaryota, Viridiplantae, Streptophyta, Magnoliopsida, Poales, Poaceae. The record is from RefSeq and is a predicted model, not a curated record.
UUCCACGACACAUGCGGCGCCUGCUCCUCUCGGUUCCUGCGCAAGCCCAGAGCUAAAACCGCGAGGCCAAGCCACCACUCGCGCGCACAGCAGACGCAGGUCACACGAUCGAGUGGCCGCCGCCGCGAGCACGGCGAGAACAAUGGCCGCCGCAGCCGGGGGCGGAGCGGACGGGCAGCUGAAGGUGCUGGGCGCGUGGCCGAGCCCGUUCGCGAACCGCGUGCGCGUGGCGCUGCACCUCAAGGGCCUCGAGUAUGAGAACGUGGAGGAGGACCUGACCAACAAGAGCGAGCUGCUCCUCGCCUCCAACCCCGUCCACAAGAAGGUCCCCGUCCUCCUCCACGGCGGCCGGCCCGUGCCGGAGUCCCUCCUCAUCCUGGAGUACCUCGACGACGCCUUCCCCGCCGCCGGUCCUACCCUCCUCCCCGCCGACCCCUACCACCGCGCCGUCGCCCGCUUCUGGGCCGCCUACGUCGACGGCAAGUUGCACGGCGUGAUGGUUGCGGCGUUGACUGGGGCAACGGAGGAGGAGAGGGCGGCGGCGACGGCGGACACGUUCGCGGCGCUGGAGACGCUGGAGGGCGCGUUCGCGGAGUGCUCCGGCGGGAAAGGAUUCUUCGCCGGCGACGCGCCCGGGUACCUGGACGUCGCGUUCGGGGCCUUCAUCGGGUGGCUGCGCGCGUGGGACAGGAUCACGGGCGUCACGCUCCUGGACGCCGGCCGGAUCCCGCUGCUCGCCGCGUGGGCGGAGCGCUUCGCCGCGCUCGACGCCGCCAAGGGGGUCAUCCCGGAACCGGAGCACAUCGCCGAGUUCGCCAAGGUGCUGCAGGCACGGGCCGCUGCAGGUGCGAGCAACUGAGCUCGCAAGUGAACGCGGUUGCAGCUGCACCACAUAUCAAAGAUCGAGUAAUAUGUUCGUGUGCUCGCCUCGUUCCCUUUUUCUUUUCCAAAAACUAUCGUCAAGAAUUUGGGAAAAAACUUUGUUUAAAUAACAUUUUAGUAUCAGUUUCUUGCGAUAUCUCAGAGCUUAUUAUUGCUAUAAAGAAUCAAUCAAUGUAUUAAAAGAUCUAUGAAUAUGAAUCUACAUGUAACUUUUAUACAUUGAACGUGUAUGUAAUUUGACUAAUUGUCAAUCAAGAUUUACAGGGUUUAACUUUUA